This is a messenger RNA of Serpula lacrymans var. lacrymans S7.9, 999 nucleotides long. RefSeq lists its product as uncharacterized. The coding region runs from base 1 to 999 and encodes 332 amino acids. Lineage: Eukaryota; Fungi; Basidiomycota; Agaricomycetes; Boletales; Serpulaceae. The transcript is spliced from 2 exons. The record is from RefSeq and is a predicted model, not a curated record. Gene Ontology annotation, molecular function: zinc ion binding; nucleic acid binding.
AUGUUGUCGCAAAACCAACCUGACGUCAACACUCUGUUGCAUGGUAUGCGUGUACAGAUUGCGGCGUUGACCAGGCAACUCACUGAGCUACAGGCAAGCCCCCCUGCAGCAACCCCCUUGGUUGAGAAGAAGUUUAACAAGAAGGUCAAAGUCAUUGCUGACCCUCGCACCUUCGAAGGAGACAGAGCACAAUUCGCCAAAUGGUGGAUCAAACUCCAAAUUUGGGUCAAGGCGAACUGGGAUGUGUUUGCUGACAACUUUGAGGUAGCAACUGCGGUGCUAUCUCGACUAAAGGGACCUGUGGCGGUUGAGAUCAAAAAAUGUUUCAAACCGCAAGCUGAGUGUGACUGGGCGCGCCAGCAAAUCUGUUCCUUCAAACAAGCAAAUAUAAGGACGGAUGAUUAUAUAACCCGGUUCCUGGCCCUCUCCAUCCAAGGAGGGCUUGGCAAUGAACACGCAGUAGAACUGCUGGAAUGCAAUGUGAACCCCCGCAUUGCAGAGCAGAUCUAUCUGCAAGACACACAAAACGAGAACUUGGCCCUAGCAGCUGAGGAAGUCCGACGGGUUGGUAGAGACAUGGAGCUCUACGCUAUGCACCAAGGUGGCGGGACCACCACCAAAAACACCUAUUCCCAGAGGAGCCCUGGGUCAUCAAACCAAAACAAACAACACUCUCACGGGUUCAAGCCGUACGGGCUGCAACCAGGGCAGGGAGCCCCAAUGGAUAUCAGCACGGUCCAAGGCGGACAGAAGCGCAGAUUCACGGGGAACUGCUACAAUUGCGGCAAGCUGGGACACAUGUCCUGGCAGUGUAAAAAUGGGGCACAGGCCGCCCAACAAAAAAAUAACCAAGGGCACCAGGUGCGCCAAUUAGAAGCAGAAAAACCGGACAAUUGGCUCAAUUCUUUGGCCGGUUGUUCUUACAACAAAAUCCGGGCCUUCUUCUACGAUCAGCAGGUUGCUGAGAUGAAGGCCCAGGGAAAAGAAUUCGGAGUGUAG